Messenger RNA from Paramecium pentaurelia, 636 nucleotides. Lineage: Eukaryota; Ciliophora; Oligohymenophorea; Peniculida; Parameciidae. The record is from the annotation of a GenBank genome assembly.
AUGAUAGGAUUAUUUGUAGUUGAAGCUAUUGUAGGAAUGCGUAAAAAUCUUUCAAAAAUAGAGUAUUAAGUCAAAUGGCUUGGUUAUUCAAAAGAAGAAAAUACAUGGUAAAUUGUAUUUUACUAAAAAAUAAUACUUUAGGGAAUUACAAGAAAAUUUAGUUUAAAAUUGUAGUGAUUUAAUCAACCAAUAUCAUUAGAAUGAAUUUUUCCAAAAAUUUAAAGGUCUUAUUACUAAUUACAGUGAGAUUAAAGGAAAUUUGAGAACUGAUAAGCCUUUUCAAAUUGUUAGAGAAUUUGAAACUCAAUUUUUAGUUAAAUUUAUUAAUUAUUUUAGAUUGCUUAUUAUCCAAGGAAAAAUUAGUUUGUUGGUUCAUCCCUAAUUAAUAAAUCAGAAGCUCCAAUAGAUCUAUUAUAAGAAUUUUAUUGUAAAUAGGAAGAAGAUAUAGGAUAACAAGAAUACAAAAAUCAAUAAAUUGGUUGUAUUUUAGAUUACUAUGAAAAAUAAUCAUAUGUUGUCUUAUUAGAAUCAAAAGAGAGAAUGUUUGUUGAUAACUAAAUAAUUAUAGAUCGUUAACCAGAAAUAAUGAUAGAUUAUCUUGAAAAUAUGAAUUGGAUUACAGGAGUGGAAGAAUGA